Messenger RNA from Leptinotarsa decemlineata (Colorado potato beetle), 1972 nucleotides. Its product is annotated as solute carrier family 41 member 1-like. The record is from RefSeq and is a predicted model, not a curated record. NCBI's taxonomy places the organism in Eukaryota, Metazoa, Arthropoda, Insecta, Coleoptera, Chrysomelidae.
AAUAACUUGUGGCUAUUGCCGAACAAUUGCGCAUAAGGCAGUUUGAAGUUAGGCAUAUCAUUGAAAAGGUGUUAUAUUUCCUUUUGGGCUUUCUGCGUCCUUCCAACUCAAAAACUUCCAUUUUCACAAACUUUCAUUUGUACGUCCUAGUGUGUGAGUCCAAGAUUUAAAUGUAUAGUCACAGGAGACACGUUUGAAAAUGAUUCUGUACUCGAUAGUAUCACAAGCUGGAACUAAAAAAUCUGCAGAUGACAACAAGAGAAGAAAGCUAUGGAUCAGAAGCCAUGGGCAGCAUCAACCAUGUUCAACGCAUUCCAAAGAGCCAGGCGGAGACCCCGAGCCCAUCAAGUGCCUUCGAAACAGAUCCCGAAGUCGAAAUGGAAAUAACUUCAGUUAACCCCCAAGAAAAUAGUGAUAAUGACAAUGGAAGACUUCCAGACGUCGUGGUCGAAACAAAAAUAUACGAGGAGGAAGAACAAAUUCACGAAACUUAUUUCUCAAUCGCAAUACAAGUUUUUAUUCCGUUUUUGAUAGCUGGAUUCGGGAUGGUGUUUGCCGGUCUGGUUCUAGACAAAAUACAGCAUUGGCCAGUAUUCGAGGAAAUAACAGAACUAGUAAUAUUGAUUCCAGCCCUUUUGGGUCUGAAGGGAAAUUUAGAGAUGACUUUAGCGUCAAGAUUAUCCACGCAAGCAAAUUUAGGUCAUAUGGAUACACCUAAACAAAAACUCAAUAUUAUUGUUGGCAAUUUAACUCUAAUUCAGUGUCAAGCAAUUGUUGUCGGUUUCCUGGGAGCUGUAGUUGCAAUUGUGAUGGGGGGAAUCAAAAGCAAUGACGUUGAAUUGGACCACGCUUAUCUUUUAUGUGCCAGUAGCCUAGUAACUGUUUCCAUAGCAAGUUUUGUACUGGGGUUGAUAACGGCUGGUGUUAUAGUCUUAUCUAGACACUGCCAUAUAAAUCCAGACAACGUAGCUACUCCCAUAGCUGCAAGCUUGGGGGACAUCACAUCCCUCACGCUGUUAUCAUGGGUCGCAACUAUGUUAUAUGAGUCCAUAGGUACCCAAGACUGGUUGGCUCCAGUUAUUAUAGCAGGCUACAUCUUGGCCAUACCUCUCUGGGUUUGGAUAGCAAAGAGGAAUCUGCAUACCCGUGAUGUUCUCUACCAUGGAUGGACACCUGUCAUGGGUGCCAUGCUCAUAAGUUCGAUGGGGGGUUUGAUUCUAGACUUCAUGGUUUCACGCUUUGAGGGAAUUGCUGUUUAUCAACCAGUAAUAAAUGGAGUUGGUGGAAAUUUGGUUGCAGUUCAAGCUAGCAGAAUUUCAACUGCCCUCCACAAGUCAGCAGAGCUAGGCAUUCUAACGUCAGAAAACAAUACUGAUGAAGAUACUGUCAUUUUCAUUUCACCUGUUACUGGUUUCUGUGGAAAAGGCAUGCAUGCUAGAACCACCAGGGUCCUCAUGUCGAUGGUCAUUCCCAGUCACAUAAUUUUCAUCUACACUAUUGAUUAUAUGAAGGAUUCUGGCUCCCUCAGCUCAUGGUUUGUAGUAGUGUACCUGUGCGCAGCUGUCAUGCAAGUGGCUACCCUUCUGUAUGUUGCUUAUAUUAUGAUCCACUGGAUGUGGAAAAGAAAAAUUGAUCCUGAUAAUUCUGCAAUACCUUAUUUGACGUCGAUUGGAGACCUUUUAGGAAUUUCAUUGCUUGCCAUUGCUUUCCAGUUCCUGUACCUAAUUCGUGACCAUGAUCCUGGAACAACGGGUAACUGAUAGAGUGGUUGCAAAUUUGAUUCGACACACCCCUCAGUAUAUUUGUUGUGAUAAAUUGAAUCGACAAUAGAUGUUAGAUAUAUCUACAUAGAGAUCAAUUGGUUUUACGUUUCAAAUCCAGGUGGAAAAAUGUAGAUGAAAAUAAUUAGGAAGUAUUGUUUUAAUUUCUUGGGUGUAUUUUUGUUAAUUAAUAAAAUUAUAUUUUAUUUUUC